AAGAAAAAUGAACCUUAUCACUUGAUACGAUCGAAGAAAAUUGAAAUCAUUUCAUCACUUCUUUUUAAUUACAAAUUAUUAUUUUCUAAAUUUGAAACGUUCACAGUUAUUAGAUAUGUGUUCAACGAUUCAAAAUGGCAUUACCUUGGAAGAGUAAGCUUCUUCUGAAUAUUGUUGUUCAGCAAUGUUGUAUGGUGAAUCGUUAUCUAUGCACCUCUGAAAAUGAAGUUAGAGUAAGAUUUGCCCCUAGUCCUACAGGAUUCCUUCAUCUUGGUGGUCUAAGAACAGCUCUAUACAAUUACCUUUUUGCCAAAGCAAACAAUGGCAAGUUUAUUUUGCGGAUAGAAGAUACCGAUCGAACAAGAUUAGUUGACGAAGCCGUUGAAAAAGUAGAAAAUGACUUGGAAUGGGCUGGUUUAAUACCAGAUGAAAGUCCUCGUAGAGGUGGUUCGUAUGGACCCUACUUGCAAUCGGAGCGAUUAUCGCUGUACCAAAAAGAAGUUCAAAAGUUAUUGGAAAAUGGUACCGCGUAUUAUUGCUUCUGCAGCGAUCGACGUCUGGAUUUAAUGAAAAAGGAUGCUAUUAGACGACGCGAAGUACCGAAAUACGAUAAUCGUUGUAGGAACUUAUCCGAACAAGAAGUACAAGAGAAAUUGAGAAAUAGCUCCUCGCAUUGCAUCAGAUUCAAAUUGACACCGUUUCAAGAGCCGGUGGAAGAUUUAGUUUAUGGAAGUAUUGUUCACGAUGUUGCAGCAGUGGAAGGCGAUCCUAUAAUAAUAAAAAGUGACGGUUACCCUACUUAUCAUUUCGCCAAUGUUGUUGACGACCAUUUUAUGAAAAUCAGUCACGUUUUGCGUGGUGUCGAAUGGCAAUCGUCCACACCAAAACAUUUAUUGUUGUAUAAAGCAUUCAACUGGACGCCUCCUAAGUACGCUCAUUUACCAUUACUCAUGAAUGACGAUGGCACGAAAUUAUCGAAACGAAACAGCAACAUGACUGUGGAAGCGUACAGAAACGAUGGAAUGUACCCUUCCACUAUUCUCAAUGUUAUCGUUUCUGCCGGAGGAGGGUUCAAGACUGAAGCUCAUGCCAAACUGAAGCUCAGAGAAGUUGACGAAUUGAUCUCCAAGUUCCAGUUGAAAGCAGUCAAUCCUCAUAAUUGUCAACUCAAAUACGAACUGUUGGAUGAAUUGAAUCGCCUAACGAUUAGAAAAAUGAUUACCAAUGAAGAAACAUUGAAUCAAUUAGUCACCGAAUUGAGAAAUUUAGUUAUUAAUCAAUUCGCAGGAAAGCAAAUAAAUGAAUCAUCACUAGACAAUGACAAGUUGAAGCAAUUAUUAGUGUGGAGCAGUCAAAGAAUUUGUAGAUUAUCGGAACUCGUUGGAAGUAAUUACUCUUACAUAUGGAUUUUACCUUCAGAAGAUGCUUUAUCAAAUCUAGAAGAAAAGUAUUUCGAAUUAUUGAACCCACUCGUUAGUCAUUUCAAGAAUGCAACUGAUUUUAACGAAAUACCGUUCACCAAAUAUUUCAAACAAUUUGCUAAAGAACAUCAAGUUGAAUACGGUCCUUUGCUGAGAUUUUUAAGAGCAUGUUUGAGCGGAUUGACGCACGGACCUAGCGUUGGUGAAAUGAUGAUUCAGUUGGGACAAUCGAACGUAGUAGACAGAUUGCAAAGAGCUGAAAACUAUUUCAACUCUAAUCGCCAUCAGCAAGCAGAUAAUGUAACGUUAAAAAAGUAGUAAAAUUAAAUAUUUCGGCGACUUU
This is a messenger RNA of Planococcus citri (citrus mealybug), 1764 nucleotides long. It is a transcript of the gene GluRS-m, whose product is annotated as putative glutamate--tRNA ligase, mitochondrial. Bases 135 to 1739 code for a protein of 534 amino acids. Gene Ontology annotation, cellular component: mitochondrion. The record is from RefSeq and is a predicted model, not a curated record. Gene Ontology annotation, biological process: glutamyl-tRNA aminoacylation. Gene Ontology annotation, molecular function: zinc ion binding; glutamate-tRNA ligase activity; tRNA binding. Lineage: Eukaryota; Metazoa; Arthropoda; Insecta; Hemiptera; Pseudococcidae. The transcript has 9 exons.